AUGCCUUUUGAAUUUGUGGGAUUCAGAUUAUUAAUUGCGAUUGCAGCAGCAGGAAAGCUCUUCCUGCACACUGACGCUGAGGAGCCGCCAGGUGAUCAUCUCCUCCAACCAGACCAGCAGAGAGAGUCCUCCCUGCUGAAACCCACAGUGCUGAUCACCAUCCUCACACGCAACGCACAGCACAGCCUCCCUUACUUCUUGGGAUGCAUUGACAGACUGGACUACCCAAAGGACCGAAUUGCCAUCUGGGCAGCUUCUGACCACAGUGUGGACAACAGCACAGCCAUGCUUCAGGAGUGGCUCAAAGGAGCUCAGCACCUGUACCACUCUGUGGAGUGGAGACCCAUGGAGCAACCAAGAAAUGCAGACAUCGGAGACAAAUUAUGGAGCUCUUAUGCAGAUGAGCAGGGUCCAAAACACUGGCCCGACUCUCGGUUCACCCACGUGAUGAAGCUGAAGCAGGCAGCGCUCAGAGCUGCCAGACGACUCUGGGCUGACUACAUGUUGUUUGUGGACAGUGACAACUUGCUGACAAACCGCCGGGUGCUGUCUGACAUGAUGGCGGAGAAUCUUACAAUUGUGGCACCCAUGUUGGAAUCAAGAAGUCUUUAUUCCAACUUCUGGUGUGGCAUUACUCCUCAGGGCUACUACAGACGGACCCCAGAGUACAUUCCUAUCUAUAAGAGGGAGCAGCAGGGCUGCUUUGCAGUCCCCAUGGUGCACUCCACCUACCUGCUGGACUUGAGGCGCAGAGCCAGCCAAGCGUUGGCCUUCCACCCUCUUCACCUCCAGUACCCCUACCACCUGGACGACAUCAUGGCAUUUGCUUUCUCUGCAAGACAAGCAGAGGUCCAGAUGUACGUGUGCAACAGGGACCAUUAUGGAUAUUUACCAGUGCCCCUCAAGCAAGACCAGACACUGGAGGAGGAAGAGGAAAGUUUUACCCACACGCUGACAGAGGCACUUAUUGACCACACCAUGGAGCCCUCACAGCAUGUGCACACUACACCUAAAGAACCAGGAAAGAUGGGAUUUGAUGAGAUCUUUCUGAUUAAUCUGAAGCGCCGCUCAGACCGGCGGGAGAGGAUGCUGAAGUCUCUGGCUGUCCUCGGCGUCAGUGCCACACUGACAGAGGCUGUGGAUGGCAAAGCAUUGAACUCCUCUCAGCUGCAGGCCAUGGGUAUCGACAUGCUGCCUGGGUAUACAGACCCGUACUCAGACCGUGUGUUGACCAGAGGGGAGAUUGGCUGCUUCCUCAGCCACUACAGCAUCUGGAAGCAGGUGGUGCAGCAGGAACUGCAGCAGGUGCUUGUGCUGGAGGAUGAUGUGAGAUUUGAGCCCAGGUUUGGCAGCAGGCUGGUGGCCAUUAUGGACAAUGUGAAGAGAGUGGGACUCAACUGGGACCUGAUCUAUGUGGGCCGUAAGCGGCUGCAGGUGAAGGAGCCAGAGUACUGGGUAAAGGGAGUCAGUAACCUUGUGCACCCAGGAUACUCCUACUGGACCUUGGGUUAUGUCCUGUCCCUGCAGGGGGCCAAGAAGCUCCUGCAGGCAAAACCUCUGCACAAAAUGCUGCCUGUUGAUGAGUUCUUACCCAUCAUGUUCAACAAGCACCCCAAAGAGGAGUAUGUGCAGUAUUUUGAGCCCAGAGAUCUGAGAGCAUUUUCAGUGGAACCUCUGUUGCUCUUCCCCACACACUACACCGGCGAGCCUGGCUACUUCAGCGACACAGAGACAUCCACCAUUUGGGACGAUGAGGCAGUGGAAACAGACUGGGACAGAGACGGGGCCAAGCACCAGCGACAGCAGGAAACGGAGGAACUUAAGAUUCACCACGAGGCUCCUCAUUCUGCUCGUGGUGACGUGCCUCCCCUCGCUGCCAGUGGAAACAGAGAUGAACUCUGAGGAGGACUCACAUGUGUCACACGUCACAGCCAGUUUAACCUGGGGCACAAAUUAGCUGCUAGUCUCCUGCACCUCCCCCUCCCUGUGCAAAGUGUAUUUUUUUUUUUUUUUUUUUUUUUUGAUAGAAUACUAUCUAAACAUUAAAACCACCUGUAAAGACCAAGACAGACAAACCGACAGUGUAUGUGUCUUUUUAGAGGUAACAUUUCUUUAGGAUUAGCAGAUUCUCUGUUACAACUGUUCAAAACUAAACUUAAACCAAGAAGUAAACGCCCAGAGAUGCACCUGUUUCUUAACUGUACGUGUGUAAUAUCUACCAGCAGUUACGGCAGCAUGUUGCUCCACAAUGACAACACUGAUUAAUAAGUUUCACAUUUUAGUAAAAAACCUUUAUCACAUUAUAUUUUUCAUGCUAUUAUUGCUAAUUAUAUGCUAUUAUUUUCAAGUCUGCAUAGAGUUUUAAUAAAAAACUCAUACUGACUUAACUUACUUUAUUGAGACACAUUGAUUUUGUCCAGUUACAGGUCUAAUAAUUGCCUGUGUUUAGUGAUAUAAUUAGAUGAAAUGAAACGUUAUAAUGCUAUAACAUGGAAGGCUUCUUGUAAAAAUCUCUGAUAAUCAGAAAAUGUCAUAACAUUG
Messenger RNA from Toxotes jaculatrix (banded archerfish), 2541 nucleotides. Its product is annotated as procollagen galactosyltransferase 2. Gene Ontology annotation, molecular function: procollagen galactosyltransferase activity. NCBI's taxonomy places the organism in Eukaryota, Metazoa, Chordata, Actinopteri, Toxotidae. The coding region runs from base 1 to 1902 and encodes 633 amino acids. The transcript is spliced from 13 exons. The record is from RefSeq and is a predicted model, not a curated record.